AUGUCUGGAGGAGCUGUUACCUCCACUUUGCGCCAUGUCACCGACCGGAAGCUCGCCAAGCUGGCCGAGAACCAGCAGGCCUUUGAGGCUCAGAAGGCCGAAAUGUUGGACGCCUCCAGCAAGACCGACGAUGCCGCCGAAAAGGUGCGAAUUCUGAUGGCUGGCUUCGAGAAGCACCACAUCAACUUCAAUGAAAGCAGCGAUGCUAUGGAGAACAUCAAACGCUUCCUUGAACAGGCUCGUCAUGAUCCUUCCGUGUCACCCACUCUGCUAGCCGAAUGGAAGGACUGGCUUGAACAGAACCUCAACAUCCAGACGGACAAGUACAACUACGCCGAUCUCUUCGGCAGACUGGUCACCGAGUGGAUUGAGAACCCAAGCGCCGCCAUGAACCAGCUCAACGGACAUUCGUCCAAGACCCAGGGAGACCCCUCAGGAAGUUCCUCCGACGGUGGUUCCGAUUCGUUCGACAUGGUCGGACGCAAGGAGAUGCAUGACCAGCGCCAAACGCUCGAGCAAUACAUCUUCGACGAGCCGAAGAUAGACACUGCUGCCAUCAAGAAGUACCUCGACGACCUUUUCGUUGCUACCAGGAGAUCAAAACGGGCCGACAAGACUCCUCUAGAGCAGCUGCGCGAGCACAUUGAAAAAUACUGGGAAAAGGACAUCGAUAUCAGCGAGCCUACCAUCCGUUGGGCCAUCAAGGGCAUCCUGAAGGGCGAUCUCUUUACCGGCCCCAAGCGCGAGAUUCUUGUUGACUUGCAAUCCCGUCCCGAGGUCAUCAAGGAAAUGGUCGAUGUACUCCGCAUGGACUUCGUGUCCCUGCAGAACUGGAAGUGGCCUGGUCCUGUUCCCGUUCUCCUCCGUCGUCAGCUGAACGGAAAGUAUCGCGCCUACAUGGAUGAGGAGAUCCAUACCGCCAUUCUUGUGCACGUCAUCGGUGCUCACAUGGCCGUCAUGCUAAAGCAUGCUUUCAAGGGCCAUUACCAUUCCGGUGCUUGGGUUCAAGCUCCUUUCCGUGCCAUGAAAAGGGUGGACAGGCAACGCCGCCACUAUUUCCUGGGCAAAGACAACAUUCAAACCCCGCGCGGACAGGACUCUGUGCGUGACAUUCGCUUCUCCGAGUUCCGGGAUGACUUCUUCAUGACACAGCUUCCAUCAAAAGUGGACGAAGGUAACCGCGACUACAUGGCGGACGAUGCCGAGGAAGACGUCGAAGACAGCAAGUCCCCACUUGCCAUCAAACAGCAGCUGCUUCGCCUGGCCUCUACCGAGAUGCUCAUCAACACCAAGCUGUAUGGUGAAUUCACAAUCCUGGCCAGCGAUUUCAAGUGGUUCGGUCCGGCACUCCCUCAUGCGACCAUCUUUGCGGUGCUCGAGUACUUUGGUUUCAAUCAAGGCUGGCUUGACUUCAUCAAGAAGUUCCUUGCCGCUCCUCUGAUCUUCACCCAAGACGGCCCCAACGCCGAGCCCAAGGUCCGGACGAACGGCAUCCCCAUGGGCCACAUACUCGCAGAUGCUCUCAGCGAGGCGGUUCUGUUCUGUCUUGACUUCGCUGUUCAUCGCAAGACCGACGGUGCUGUUCUGUACCGCUUCCAUGACGACCUCUGGUUCUGGGGCCAGGAAAGCACUUGCAUCCAGGCAUGGCAGGCUCUGCAGGAGUUUUCCACAGUCAUGGGUCUGGAACUGAACGAGGAGAAGACUGCAGCAGUAAAGAUUGUGAGCCCCGAAAAGUCAUCCUCGGUCCCGCUCCAUGAGGCGCUGCCAAAGGGAACGGUUCGAUGGGGCUUCUUAAAGCUGGAUCCCAAUGAACGCCGCUGGGUUAUCGACCAGGGAAAGGUGGACGAACACGUCCAGGAGCUUCAGCGUCAGCUGAAGUCAUGCGACAGUGUUUUUGGGUGGGUGCAAGCCUGGAACGGCUAUGUUGGACGUUUCUUCUCGACCAACUUUGGCCAACCAGCGCACUGUCUGGGCCGCGAGCAUGUGGAAAUGUGCAUCGAGACGUUUGAGCGUAUCCAGCGCUCCCUCUUCGCUGACUUGGGCGCUGCCAACGUGGUCGAGUACCUUCGCAACAUCAUCACGGAGCGGUUUGCGAAUACCGAAGCCAUCAAAAGUGGUCGUCGGAUUCCGGACGCCUUCUUCCACUUCCCGGUUGAGCUGGGUGGCCUCGGCGUACUGAACCCCUUUGUCCAGCUGAAUGCGAUGCGUCGACACUAUGUGCGUGAGCACAGGACCGACGAGAUCAACUUGGCGCUCGAAAGGGAGGAAGAGGGCUACGAAGACGCGAAGGAACGUUUCGAAGCUGGCGAGGUCCCGGUUGACCAGACGACACCCAAGAACAUCGAAGACGAAUCAUUCAUGAGCCUGGACGAGUACAUGCGCUUCGUUGAGCAAACCUCGAGCGAGCUCAGCGCAGCGUACAAGCGUUGCAUGGAACCCAUCGAAGAGAAACACGUUGACCUGCCCAAUAAGGUCGCAUUUGCCCUGAAGAAGCUCCCGGAUGAGCGGUUCAGCACCCCCGGCAUGAAAUCUUAUUGGGUCCAGAUGAGCCCCUACUGGAAGUGGAUCCUCGCCCUUUACGCCGGUGAGACGGAGAAGCGAUUCGGAGGCUUGGCUAUCUGCGAGAAGGGUCUUCUGCCGCUUGGUUUAGUCAGCAUCUUGCGGAGCGAGAGGGUCAGGUGGCAGGGUUGA
Messenger RNA from Lasiodiplodia theobromae, 2691 nucleotides. RefSeq names its product reverse transcriptase. The transcript has a single exon. NCBI's taxonomy places the organism in Eukaryota, Fungi, Ascomycota, Dothideomycetes, Botryosphaeriales, Botryosphaeriaceae. The coding region runs from base 1 to 2691 and encodes 896 amino acids. The record is from RefSeq and is a predicted model, not a curated record.